Molecule: messenger RNA, 2577 nt
Organism: Orycteropus afer afer
Lineage: Eukaryota; Metazoa; Chordata; Mammalia; Tubulidentata; Orycteropodidae
Source: RefSeq, a predicted model, not a curated record
AGUGUAUCACAAACUCAAGCAUUAGCACCAACAAGCUCUGAGCAUCAUCAGUCUCUGGAAAGCCUUCUGAAUUAGACAAGGGCUGCCUCUCAGCACAGCUACAAAACACUUUAAACCUGACCAGCUAAAUGGAUAAACCUAGCCUGCAUAGCUUUUAAACUGGGGUCUCAUACAGCACAGGAGGCCUACUUGAUUCAAGAACUGAAAAUCCAGAGGAUGAAUUGCUCUAACUGGGAAUGGCAAAAGCCAGCACAAUAAGGAAUGCCAGUUUGUAUGGAGCUACUAGCUCACAUGCGGGAUCAGGAUGGUGUGAAUGACAGCCGCACUGUGACAUGAAGGUGGUGGUGGUUUCAGCACAAGAGACCAAAUAAGAAGAAAGCUGAGAGAGGGGGGAAACGUUUUUGGAUGACAAAGAAUGGGUUUCCAUUUAAUUACGCAGCUGAGAGGCAUGAGUGUGGUGCUAGUGCUACUUCCUACACUGCUGCUUGUUAUGCUCACAGGGGCUCAGAGAGCUUGCCCAAAGAACUGCAGAUGUGAUGGCAAAAUUGUGUACUGUGAGUCUCAUGCUUUCGCAGAUAUCCCAGAGAACAUUUCCGGAGGGUCACAAGGCUUAUCAUUAAGGUUCAACAGCAUUCAGAAACUCAAAUCCAAUCAGUUUGCCGGCCUUAACCAGCUUAUAUGGCUUUAUCUUGACCAUAAUUACAUUAGCUCAGUGGAUGAAGAUGCAUUUCAAGGGAUCCGUAGACUGAAAGAAUUAAUUCUAAGCUCCAACAAAAUUACCUAUCUGCACAAUAAAACAUUUCACCCAGUUCCCAAUCUCCGCAAUCUGGACCUCUCAUACAAUAAGCUCCAGACAUUGCAAUCUGAACAAUUUAAAGGCCUUCGGAAACUCAUCAUUUUGCACUUGAGAUCUAACUCGCUAAAGACUGUGCCAAUAAGAGUUUUUCAAGACUGUCGAAAUCUAGACUUUCUGGAUUUGGGUUACAAUCGUCUUCGAAGCUUGUCCAGAAAUGCAUUUGCUGGCCUCUUAAAGUUAAAGGAGCUCCAUUUGGAGCACAAUCAAUUUUCCAAGAUCAACUUUGCUCAUUUUCCACGUCUCUUCAACCUUCGCUCAAUUUACUUACAAUGGAACAGGAUUCGCUCCAUUAGCCAAGGUUUGACAUGGACUUGGAGUUCUUUGCAUAACUUGGAUUUAUCAGGGAAUGACAUCCAAGGAAUUGAGCCGGGCACAUUUAAAUGUCUGCCCAACUUGCAAAAAUUGAAUUUGGAUUCCAACAAGCUUACCAACAUCUCACAAGAAACUGUCAAUGCAUGGAUAUCAUUAAUAUCCAUCACCUUGUCUGGAAAUAUGUGGGAAUGCGGUCGUAGCAUUUGUCCUCUAUUUUACUGGCUUAAGAAUUUCAAAGGAACUAAGGAGAGCACCAUGAUAUGUGCAGGACCUAAGCAUAUCCAGGGUGAAAAGGUUAGUGAUGCCGUGGAAACCUAUAAUAUCUGUUCUGAAGUCCAGGUGGUCAACACAGAAAGAUCACACCUAGUGCCCCAAACUCCCCAGAAGCCUCUGAUUGUCCCCAAACCUACCUUCUUCAAACCUGAUGCCACUCAACCCACCCUUGAAACACCAAGCCCUUCCCCAGGGUUUCAGAUUCCUGGCACAGAACAAGAAUAUGAGCAUGUUUCAUUUCAUAAAAUUAUUGCAGGGAGCGUGGCUCUCUUUCUCUCUGUGGCCAUGAUCCUCUUGGUAAUAUAUGUGUCUUGGAAACGCUAUCCAGCCAGCAUGAAACAACUUCAGCAACACUCUCUUAUGAAGAGGCGACGGAAAAAGGCCAGGGAGUCAGAAAGACAAAUGAAUUCCCCUUUACAGGAGUAUUAUGUGGACUACAAACCUACAAACUCUGAGACCAUGGAUAUAUCAGUUAAUGGAUCUGGGCCCUGCACAUAUACCAUCUCUGGCUCCAGGGAAUGUGAGGUAUGAACCAUGAUCCUCCUAAAAGCAUUUCUACUACGGGGGAAGGAGAGGUAAAUGUUUGAAGCUCUAGAGGUGUCUCUAAUCACUAGAAAGAUUAAUGACCCUUUUGCUUUUGAGUUUUGCUCAGUGUGAAAGGUUACUUAAUUAAAUUACAACCACCAGGAAAUUGACUUUUUUUUUUAAUGGUUGAAACUUGAAGGAAGUUCAUUCAAGGAUGAGAUUAAGUUGGAAUAAAGAAAGCACUAUGUUAAAACAUCUGUUUUUUUUAAAAUUUGUAUACAGGGGUUGGACUUAAAAACACAUAUACACAUAAAACUCUUUUCAUUCUGAAAUUUCUGUCUGGUACUUGGUGUUUGAUUUUGUAAUGCAGUAAAGAAGGAGAGGCCAGUUUAAUUUAAAAACAAAGUGAAUUUACCAAAAUUCUGGAUGAUAAGAAAGAUUUAAACCAAAGAGCAAUUUACCCAAGGGUUGAUUUUGUUGUAAAUUUUUUAGUUUCAAUUAAAGCAUGCAACAGGGAUCUCGCAGGGAUAACUGUUUCCGUGUUACUUGCCAUUUAGAAAUUAUACCAGCAUAGAGAAUGUCAGAGGCCUACUGUGUAAUUGUAUCAGGCU